GCCGGAAAAACUAGAAUGGCCGAGUGAGUGUCUCGCUGUAUAUUGGAGCAGAGAUAUUGGAAGGAUAGAUACCUACCUGGAUUCUUCAUGUCUCUUCGUGUGUGUAUUGGUGUGGUGGCGGAUCAAGUGAGAAGUGAUGAGACUAAUGCACAAUCAUAAUCAUUGUGCAGAAGGGAAACCAGCCACCAGCCAACCACCAACCAGCCACUGUUGUACAAAGUUUUACUCAUUUUCGAAGUCUUGAGGUGGCAGUUCCAUGAUUGCUUCUACCCAGCAAAAAGAUGUCAGAGAAGCCUUUCGCCCUUCUCCAGACCCAUUGUGUUGUUCGAAACAUGGAGCCACGAUUGGCCCAUGAAGCUUAAAUUGACUUAGCUUCUAGGCUUGGGAAUCUCGUCGCUUGGCUGCUCCUAAAAGCCCCCUAUAGAAUCUCACAAACCCUUCGGUUACAGCUAGCUUGUCAAUAUGUCUUAGGAUUUCCGGUAAGGCUCUCUUGGAAGCCAGAGAUGGUGUCCUAUGAUUGCCUGGUAGCGAGUUGCCGCAUGAAUAAAUUUGAAGAUAGUGCUGCAAGAUCGAUCGCUUCUAGCUUUUUGUGGAGGUGCCAUUUCGCUUGGGUCACCUAUUGUUUUGGACCUCAUAACCCUUCCGGUGUGAUUCAAGCUUGCACGACAAGAAUAGAUCAGAUAUCAUCUUCAAAGCGUGGGCAUCUUGAGAUGAUGAACGUUGUCCGAGCCCUGUACCGCGUCCGGGCUAAGGACCGUUGUUCCGUGCGGCCUCUAGAAUAGGUAGCUUGUUAAGACCAGUCAACCGGAAACUCGCGAGGUCGUUACCCGAAUGAAGACCAUGUACCUACAGAGUAGAGUUCCUGGACUCGUCAGAUCAAAAACGUGCUGUUGGUUGUGACGAGUUGCGCGCUUUGACCUCUUGAUGCUGAUGAGGGCUGUUCGGUGGACACGAACAAGCAUUCUCCAAUUUCCACCAUCACCUGACUGGCCGCUUUGUGGUGUGUCUAUCGAUAUCUUGCGCCGUAUUACCAACUGCCUACCAGUCAAUCGACCACCUCGCCCAUCUCUCCCCAGGAACCGCAGAUACUCCUGAGGUUACGCAGUGCUCACCAUACGCAGCACGCAGUGGUGGUAUGGAGGGUGCACUAAGAGGCACUGGACGGGGGGCGUCCUUGGCGUCCCAUGUGGUUUGAAGCCUUGCUCGGUGUUCCCAUGUUGAUCGCUUGCGACCCAGACUGUCGGGCCGACGAAAUCGACAUCGCAAAUGCUACGCCAGACCCUGACGACAACCCGCACCGCGCAGCAAUUGCAAUUGUCCCUUCUGCUGGUUGACAAUGCAUGUCAGCCACGGAUGUGGGGUGUUCAAACUGUCACCAACCCAGCGCCCCAAGCACAAAAGAUGGACCGCGGCUGCUUCCGAUUUGGCAUGUCGCGUGUAGGUCGUGUGGGCCGGUGAGCCGCUCUAGCCCAGGUUUGUCUUCUGCAGCUGCCAGACCUCCAGUGGACCUGCAAGUGCUGGCUGGCUAGCCUGGGCAACUCGAUCGCGUUUCCCUCGGAGACACCACCCACCCCUGGCAGGUACUAAAUCUGGCGGUCCCCGCUUGCUUCCCCCAGAUCCAGGGUCCUCCAUGAACCAUCCGCUCGUCAUUCUGCAAAGUCGCAAUUGCAACUUUCUGGAGGGAUCACACAGCCACCGAGCUGGGACUGCGAUGAGCUGCCAAUGAGGAACGAAUCACGACUACAAGACCACCACAUAGAUACGCGGUACUAGACAGGAGAGACGACAUGAUCCGGGCGAUACAGAGAGACCAUAGUCCAUAAUCGUCCCAUCCACGCCCUCUCGCCGCCGGGUUUGGCUCCGGCCCGGCUAAACCUCUGGACUGCGCCUGGCUGCCGGCUUCGCAGUACACACCCGCCAUGGUCACCAAGGUCCCUCUGUCAGAGAACCCAAAGGGUAUCACGAUUUACACAGUACUCUGGCCGCUCACGGGAGUCGCCGGAAUAUUCCUCGCCCUACGGAUAUACAGCAAAACCUUUCGACGAAGAGCACUAUGGUGGGAUGACUAUUUCAUCAUCUUCUCAUGGAUUAUGCUCUUGUUGAGUUGCUGUACUACUUCCACCAAUGUCCUCCUGGGCUUCGGUCUGCGGGCUCCCCAGAUCCCGCCAGAGAACUUUUCCGUCUUCUGGAUCAUUAGCAAUAUAUCCGGUUUUUCAUCAGUUAUCUCAGUGGCCUGCAGCAAAACCUCUUUUGCCAUUACACUGUUGCGGCUGUGUGGCCCGAACACCUGGAUGCGAUGGACCAUCUACGGGCUACUCGCCCUUCUCAACAUCACCCACUACUUGAGCGCCAUCUUCUUUUGGGUUUCGUGUGACCCCGUGGAGAAGACAUACCGCCCGGAGAUAGCGGGGGAAUGCUGGCCGGUCAAGUUUACCAUCAACUUUAGCAUUUUUGUCGGAUGUAGGCCACCACUCCUACAGAACCCCAGUCUUAUUGUUCAGCCAGCGACCUAACCUGUUUAUGUUUCCAGCAUGUUCGGCGUUUUGUGAUUUUGCGCUUGCCCUACUCCCCUGGAGACUUCUUUUGCGAUAUAAUAUGUACAACAGAGAGAAGAUUGGGGUCGCCAUUGCCAUGUCGAUGGGUAUCUUUGCCGGCAUCACUUGCAUUGUCAAAUUAACAACCGUAAAGGUUCUGGAGGAAAACGAUUUUAGCUACAACUCCCUUCCACUCGUCCUCUGGGGCUUCAUCGAGCCUGCCUGCACCAUCAAGGCAGCCUCGAUCCCAAUGCUGAGGCAUUUGUUCAAAAACCUCCGCCACUCCAGCGAUCUUGAAGACAGCGCGAGGGUGGGUACCAACCUCCAUCGCUCUUCUCCUGACCGGCAGCCGUCGCCAGUGGCUGAACAGAGAAGACGUCACAUGGACCUUUCGGAUGAUAACCGUAACGAUAGGAGCAUUCUCACUCUCCCAGCCCAACAGGGGCCGCCGGAGAAGAGCACGCGUACGCUCGGAGGGAGCUGCGAGAAGAGCGAUUCCGACCAAGGCACUACCAUAUCGUCGAUCACGAGCAACAAAAAGCAGGAUAGGGCCAUGUAUGAGCUGCUGGCCAAGGCUAGGCAUAAAGAUUGGGUAUGAUAAGUGGGAUAUAUAUUGACAUUUAAUAGUGGGAUAUCAACUAGG
Molecule: messenger RNA, 3177 nt
Organism: Podospora bellae-mahoneyi
Lineage: Eukaryota; Fungi; Ascomycota; Sordariomycetes; Sordariales; Podosporaceae
Exons: 6
Coding region: 2521-3132 (203 amino acids)
Source: RefSeq, a predicted model, not a curated record